AUGACGUCAGAACCCGCUAUGGAGGAGGAAGACGGGCGACCCAGCAGCCCCAUGAGCAGCACCAGCUGGGCAGUAGUCGGCGAGCCUGACUCUCGUUCACAUAACCGUCCUAUCGGUGCAAACCGUAUAUCCUUCAUCCGGAAUAGCAUGAUAAGCGAUACUCUCAGUGUUGAUUCGAACUACGGAAGCAGCGAAGGCAGCAUCACAGACGUAGAUGAAAUUAGCAGCACAUCUGAAACGCCAUCCCUUGUCACUCCGUCCCUGACCCAUACCGACGACGACUACGACGAUGUCGAGCACGAGUAUGAGGACGAAGAUGAGCUUGACGGUGGGAGCAGUGUUGCCAUUCCGUCAGGCUGGGGUUCAACCCCGGACUUAGUUAAUGAGGAAUAUGGGGAAGGCCAACGUGUAGCUGAGGGAAGCAGAGUCUACAUGCAAUCUGAUGGCUGGGUCUCAACUUCAAGCCUAGAUGAACUUGAUAAUGAAGACCAGGACGAUGAGGCUCCCGAGGUACAAGGUGAUGAGGACUCAGCUUCUACCCCUAUCAGGUUCUCACAACUGAAUCGCCUAAGCGAGGCCGACAGGGCUGCGCUACCGGAGGUUAUAAGCACCCCACGUUAUGAUGCUCUUCGAAAUAAUGCCAUGUCUCCUCCUCGCCCCAAGCCGGAAACUGGAAAUCACCAGGAUCCUAUCAAACAACAGAAAUGCCCGAAACAAAAAACUUUUCUGAUGAAAUUUAUGUCAUUGCUUGACGAGAACAUGCAUGAAGUCAUUAUUCCUUUCAUGAUGUUGGUUAUAUGUCUUUUUAUGGCGAUCAGUCUUGUUAUGGCACUAGGAUCUGUCUUCAUGUACCUCCAACCCGUAGCGGUUGUUGUCUUCCAAGGCUGUGCCCAACUCCUCGGACUCUCAUCUAGAGCCCACGAAAGUGUGGCUACUGGCACGAUUCAAACAAUAAUCACCCCCAUCGCCACCCCAGUUCUAUGCGAGAAUUCUCCAGUAUUCUCGACUUCACCAGAGGGUGUACAGUACCUUGGAUCCAAUUCCCGAGCACGUCAGAACAUGGAUGACUUCAUCUCGCAGCUAUCCUGUGCAAACAUUCAGAGCAAGGAAGAAACAGAAGAUGUACAAGUCCAUGUCGUUGGCGACUAUCAUGUAAUUGUCCGGUUGCCGGCUCGACUUGCAUCAGGGAAGAAUGUUUCAAAGUUUGAUAUCAAAGUGACUCGAGCUGAUAAAAGCCUCCUAUUUGAUCUUUAUAAGCUCUUCGAUGGCGUUUUUGCCCUCCGGCUCGCUCCCGAGGAUGCAUAUGGUCCGAUAAACGUGAUUGUCUCCUCACGCUCAAGGCCAGCAAUCAACAAAACUACCAAUGUUGAUUUCGGCACUCCAUGGUUGAAAAUAGCUAGCUGGAAGAAGGCCACUCAGUCACUAUCACUGGCCCUCCGUAAAAACCUCAGUGAUGCUCAGAAUGAGCUACCAAAGGUAUACAUUAAACUUACCUUUGACUUCAAAAACUUCCGUGAUAUAUGGGGCCGGAAUAUUAAUCAAACGACCCCUAUCAACGACUCACUUCAUGAUAUUAUCAACCUUGCAAGAAACGCGGUAACCAAGUCAAAGACCCUUUCGAAUAGCCUAUAUCAUUAUGCGAUGAGACGCUUGGACUCUCCCUUGAGCAAGCUAAAGCAGAAAGCAAAAUCAGCGCAGCAAGCUGUCCAUGGUAUCUUGUCAGCCGCACAAGAAAGGGCAAGCCGGGCUCAAGUUCCCACUUUUGGGUUCUCUCUGGGGGCUAAGUCCCGAGACGUAUGA
Messenger RNA from Microsporum canis CBS 113480, 1800 nucleotides. RefSeq lists its product as hypothetical. NCBI's taxonomy places the organism in Eukaryota, Fungi, Ascomycota, Eurotiomycetes, Onygenales, Arthrodermataceae. The transcript has a single exon. Bases 1 to 1800 code for a protein of 599 amino acids. The record is from RefSeq and is a predicted model, not a curated record.